AUGCCACUCUUCCUCUCUUUGCUCUGCCUCUUACCCAUUUUCAUAGUUUCCUUUUUCAUCUUGUCAAAAAAGCUUAAACCCUCAAAAUGGAAACUUCCUCCGAGCCCAUCAAGUUUCCCAAUCAUAGGAAACUUGCACCAUCUCGGUGAUUUGCCUCACCGAUCCAUCCACAGGCUCUGCAUCAAAUACGGACCAGUGAUGUUUCUUCGUCUCGGGUCCGUUCCAGUGGUUGUGAUCUCCUCAAGCGAAGCAGCUGAAGAAAUGCUUAAAACCCAUGACCUAGAAUGUUCCACACGAUCCAAGAUGGUCGGGACCGAGAAGUUAUCUUACGGUUAUAAAGACAUAACUUUUGGGCCAUACGGUGAGUACUGGAGAGAGAUGAGGAAAGUCGCGGUUAUCGAGCUUUUUAGCCUCAAGAAGGUACAAUCUUUUAGGUCCGUGAGAGAAGAAGAAGUCGAAGUGAUGGUGAAGAAAGUGACGGCUUUGACACAAUCUCCUGUGGAUCUAAGAAAAAUGUUUUUCUCUUUUACCGGGAGCAUCAUUUGUAGAGUAGCCUUGGGACAAAACUUUCAUGACUGCGAGUUCAUCGACCAAGAGAAGAUGGAAGAACUUGUUGCCGAAGCAGCGGAUGCUCUAGGGAACUUCACUUUCACGGACUUGUUCCCUUCUGGUGGUUUUGGAAGAUCCAUAGAUUGGUUGAUUGGUAAACACAAGAAGUUAAACAAAGUCUUUAAGAAGCUUGAUGCUUUUUUCCAGCAUGUGAUUGAUGAUCACUUGAAGAAAUCUUCGGGACGUAAAACUUCGGACACUCCAACGGAUAUUGUCGCCGUGAUGCUGGAUCUCAUCGGAAAGCAAGGAAAAGAAGAUUAUUUCAAGCUCGAUUACGAUAAUAUAAAGGCAGUCCUCAUGGAUGUAUUUCUUGCUGGGAUAGAUACAAGUGUCAUAACAAUGGUAUGGACGAUGACAGAACUUGCUAGAAACCCAAGAGUGAUGAAGAAAGUACAAGAAGAGAUCCGAACCACACUAGGGACCGAAAAGAAGACAAUUACUGAACAAGACAUCAACAAAGUUGAUUACUUACAACUCAUAAUCAAAGAAUCAUUCAGAUUGCACCCACCAGUUCCAGUUGUCACCAGAAAAACAAUGUCUCACGUCAAGAUCCAAGGCUACGAUAUUCCUCCGGAGACAACAGUUCAGAUCAACGUAUGGACGAUCGGACGUGACCCAAAACGUUGGACUGACCCUGAAGAUUUCAUCCCUGAACGGUUUCACAACAGUUCUAUAGAUUUUAGAGGACAAAACUUUAAUCUACUACCUUUUGGUUCUGGUCGAAGGAUCUGUCCAGCGAUUCCCAUGUCGAUCGCUGUUAUUGAAUUGGCGUUGUUGAAUAUGCUUUACUUCUUCGAUUGGAGAUUGCCUGAUGGGAUGGGAAUUGGAGAUAUUGAUAUGCAAGAAGUUGGUACUCUCUCGGUAGUCAAGAAAAUACCUCUCAUGCUUGUACCGGUUCGACGACAAUAA
Microthlaspi erraticum is the source of this 1518-nucleotide messenger RNA. NCBI's taxonomy places the organism in Eukaryota, Viridiplantae, Streptophyta, Magnoliopsida, Brassicales, Brassicaceae. The record is from the annotation of a GenBank genome assembly.